AUGGAUCGCAACAGAGAAGCCGACAUGGCGCUGAGGAGGGGCCCAAGCCCCACCAGGGCUGUCAGGGCCCACGAGGCGGAUGGGGACAAGGCCACCUGCCACACUUGCUGCAUCUGCGGCAAGAGCUUCCCAUUCCAGAGCUCACUGUCGCAGCACAUGCGCAAGCACACAGGCGAGAAGCCCUACAAGUGUCCCUACUGCGACCACAGGGCUUCCCAGAAAGGCAACCUGAAGAUCCACAUCCGGAGCCACCGCACGGGGACUCUGAUCCAGGGCCACGAACCAGAGGCGGGCGAGGGGCAGCCGGGUGAGAUGCGCGUGUCCGAAGGCCUGGAUGCCUGCGCCAGCCCCACCAAGAGCACGUCAGCCUGCAAUCGGCUGCUGAAUGGGGCUGCGCAGCCGGACGGCACCAGGGUCCUGAAUGGGGCCGCACAGGCAGAUGGCACCAGGGUCCUGAACGGGGCCACGCAGGCUGACAGCAGCCGGGUCCUGCUGAGGAGCAGUAGGAAGGGCACGGAAGUGGCUGCGUGCGCCCCUGGGGAGGCCAAGGUGGCCGCGGCACAGUGCUCCUUCUGCAAGAGCCAGUUUGAGUUCAAGAAGGACCUGGAGCUGCACGUGCACCAGGCGCACAAGCCGUUCAAGUGCCGGCUGUGCAGCUACGUGACCCUGCGGGAGGAGUCGCUGCUGAGCCACAUCGAGAGGGACCACAUCACUGCGCAGGUGCCCAAUGGCGGCGAGGCCUGCGUGGAGAACGGCAAGCCCGAGCUGAGCCCCGGAGAGUUCCCCUGCGAGGUGUGUGGCCAGGCCUUCAGCCAGACCUGGUUUCUGAAGGCCCACAUGAAGAAGCACAGGGGCUCCUUCGACCAUGGCUGCCACAUCUGUGGCCGCAGGUUCAAAGAGCCGUGGUUCCUCAAGAACCACAUGAAGGCGCACGGCCCCAAGACAGGCAGCAAGAACAGGCCCAGGAGCGAGCUGGACCCCAUCGCCACCAUCAACAACGUGGUCCAGGAGGAGGUGAUCGUGGCCGGCCUGUCCCUCUACGAGGUGUGCACCAAGUGCGGGAACCUGUUUACAAACCUGGACAGCUUGAACGCCCAUAACGCCAUCCAUCGCAGGGUCGAGGCCAGCCGGACGCGGGCCCCGGCCGAGGAAGGGGUGGCAGAGGGGCCCCCGGACACCAAGCAGUUCUUCCUUCAGUGCCUGAACCUGAGGCCGUCGGGGGCCGGCGGCGACGACACGUCCCCUGGCGGGCAGGCCGGACGGCGGGUGCCCGAGCUGGACCCGGUCAACAGCUACCAGGCCUGGCAGCUGGCCACCCGGGGCAAAGUGGCGGAGCCAGCCGAGUACCUCAAGUACGGGACCUGGGACGAUGCUGUGGCCGGGGACGUGGCCUUUGACAAGGACAGGCGGGAGUACAUUCUCGUGAGCCAGGAGAAGCGGAAGCGCGAGCAGGACGUGCCGGCCGCGCAGGGACCCCCGCGCAAGAGGGCGAGCGGGCCCGGGGACCCCGCGCCGCCUGGCCAUCUCGAUCCUCGGCCAGCUGCACGCCCCAGCCGCAGGAGUGCGGCUGCCACUGGCCAGGGCAAGUCCUCCGAGUGCUUCGAGUGCGGCAAGAUCUUCCGCACCUACCACCAGAUGGUGCUGCACUCGCGCGUGCACCGCCGCGCGCGCCGGGAUCGGGACAGCGAGGCCGACCGCGCUGUGCGCGCGCGCUGUGGCUCGCUCAGUGAGGGCGACUCGGCCUCCCAGCCCAGCAGCCCCGGCUCGGCCUGCGCUGCCGCUGACUCCCCGGGCUCCGGCCUGGCCGACGAGGCUGCGGAAGACAGUGGCGAGGAGGGCGCACCCGAACCUGCACCAGGGGGACGGCCACGCCGCUGCUGUUUUUCCGAAGAGGUGGCAUCGGCCGCGCUCUCCAAUGGAGACCAGAGUCACAAACUUGGAACCAGUGCUCCGGAGAAAGACACCAGCGAGUCUGCCACGGGCAUCGCAGCUUCCGUGUCCAUACUUGAAAACAGCAGCAGAGAGGCAUCCAUAAGACAUGAGCAGCGCCGGUUUUCUGUGGACCUAAAGAUGCCAGCAUUUCACCCCAAGCAGGAGGCGCCUGGCUCUGGGGAUGGCACGGACGUCCCUUCAGGCGCAGAAGGGGACAGCCAGGCGAGCCACCCUAGAGAGAAGCCACCUGAUUUGCACAGCAUGGAGCAUCUUGGGGGAGGGAAGCGGGUGCUGGGCCCAGACCUCAUCCCACUGGACUUGAGCACGAGGUCUACGCGGGAUGGCCCCGGCAAUAAGGAGAUGGCCUCCUCCCUGCAGGCGGCUCUGGUCGUUCACCCGUGUCCUUACUGCAACCACAAGACCUACUACCCCGAGGUCCUAUGGAUGCACAAGCGCAUCUGGCACAGGGUCAGCUGCAACUCGGUGGCACCCCCGUGGAUCCAGCCCAAUGGUUACAAAAGCAUAAGAAACAACUUGGUUUUCCUCUCCCGAAGUGGACGCACAGGGCCCCCGCCUGCCCUGGGGGGCAAGGAGUGCCAGCCUCUGCUUCUCGCUCGGUUUACCCGCACACAGGUUCCGGGUGGCGCGCCUGGGCCCAAGAGCAGCUCCUCUGCCCUGGGGGUGGCCGUGAAAGCCUCUAGCAUGCCCAAGGACAAGGAGAGCCAUUCUGGGGGCCCCUGUGCGCUGUGGGUGCCCAGCCCCGAUGGGUAUCGACAGACCAAACCUGGCCACAGCCAGGAGCAGCAUGGCGCCGCCACACAGGGGCCCCCUCUGAAGCCCAAACAGGAGGCCAGCUCCAAACCGGCGCCUACCCCAGGGGGUGGGGCCUUCAGCAGGAGCACUACCCCCACACCCACCGUCAUCACCCGGGCUGGCACCCAGCCCUCGGCCAACAGCAAGCCGGUAGAGAAGUAUGGUCCCCCCCCAAAUAAGCACAGUGCCCCGGACUCCCUGAAAGCCAAAUUCAGCCCCCAGCCUCAGGGUCAGCCUCCCGUGAAAGGUGACGGGGGUGCUCCUCCUCUACCUCCCCGUGAGCCCCCCUCCAAGGCAGCCCAGGAGAUGAGGACACCAGCCACCUGCACCGCGGGGCCCAGAGGGGACGCCACCUUGCAGGCCCCACCACCUGUGGCCGGGGCGCCCCCUGUCCUGCACUCCAUCAAACAGGAGCCGGCGGCCGAGGGUCCCGAGAAGCGCCUGGACAUCCUCAACAUCUUCAAGACGUACAUUCCAAAGGACUUCGCCACUCUCUACCAGGGCUGGGGUGUCAGCGGCCCCGGGCUAGAGCACAGAGGGACGCUCCGGACACAAGCCCGGCCUGGAGACUUUGUCUGCGUCGAGUGUGGGAAGAGCUUCCACCAGCCCAGCCACCUCAGGGCCCACAUGCGGGCACACUCAGGGGUGUUUGAGUCGGAUGGACUCCGGGGUUCUGAAGUUCACAGCACCUCCAUGGAUGCUUCCAAACAAGGGAGAGAGCAUUCGAACACAGGUCCCACCCAGACAGUGCCUCUCAGAAAGGGAACCUAAAGGCGUGUUUGUGAUGCACCCCGGUCCCCGCCACGGCCGUCAGCAGUCCCCUCGCAGAUGUCCCAGCAGCCUCCCGCCAGUGACCAUGGCCGCCCCGUGGAAGAACAGCCGGAGAACCCCCGACUGGAUGCCUCCCACCCUGGAGCCGCUGUGCCCGAGUGGAACCUGCAGGGAGACACCUCUCCGUGUUAGACAUUUAAGAAUAAAUGAAGAUGCUAUACUCUA
Carlito syrichta (Philippine tarsier) is the source of this 3741-nucleotide messenger RNA. It is a transcript of the gene ZNF516, whose product is annotated as zinc finger protein 516. Gene Ontology annotation, biological process: regulation of DNA-templated transcription. The record is from RefSeq and is a predicted model, not a curated record. The coding region runs from base 1 to 3516 and encodes 1171 amino acids. Gene Ontology annotation, molecular function: DNA-binding transcription factor activity, RNA polymerase II-specific; RNA polymerase II cis-regulatory region sequence-specific DNA binding. The transcript has 5 exons. NCBI's taxonomy places the organism in Eukaryota, Metazoa, Chordata, Mammalia, Primates, Tarsiidae. Gene Ontology annotation, cellular component: nucleus.